AUGGCGAACAAGGAGAAGCUUCCAUGGGAUUUAGUGGAAGAGAUCCUCUCUUGUGUCCCUCCUAAACCUCUUAAACGAUUCAGACUCGUUUGCAAACGAUGGAACGCUCUCUUGGAAGACAAGGCAUUCAUCAACAACCACAAGUCGACGUUUCGAUUCAUUUUAGCAACUGAAUCCAAGAUUUAUUCCGUAAGCGUCAAUCCCAAGAUAGAGGUGCGUGAGCUUACCUUAGGCAUUCCCGGUUUCAAAUCUAAAAAACCUAAAAGCUUGAUGGAGUGCAAUGGGUUAUUGCUAUGUGGGAUGGGUGAAGGAGCAGUGGUUUGGAACCCUUGGUUGAAACAGACUAGAUGGAUCAAACCGGACGUUUACCAACCUGGUUUACAAUUCUGUGGCAUAGGUUAUGAUAAUAAUGGUGUUGCUGGUGGUGAAGUUGUCUACAAGACCCUUGCGGUUUAUCGGAAGGACUUAGGCUCUGCCAGUAAGUGGAAAAUCCAUGACUUUGCCUCUGAUGCGUGGGAAGAUGAGGGCCGGUGCCAUGUAACAAAGAAGAUUGAGGUUUGGGUGACCAAGAACAAGAUUCGUAAAUCGGGUGGUGAAGAUGUAGAAUGGAUGAGGUUCAUGCAAGUGUCGGUUCCUAACUUGCCGGAUUUAGUACCGACCGGAUCUUCCUCUCCGCCAAGUUACUACAUUGACAACAAAAGGCUCGUCGUGUGUUCUUGCGAUGAAACUGGUCGGGCUUGGAUCUAUGUUAUGGGGGAAAAGAAGUUGAUCAGUAAAAUUCAAUUGGAGUCUGUGGUUGGUCAGUGGCCUUUGCAUUGUACGUUUUUCCCCAGCUUGGUCCAAAUUUCUGGAGUUAAAGUUGAAAAAGAAGAAGAAGAAGAAGAAGAAGAAGAAGAAGAAGAAGCAAGAUUACAAGUUAAGUUUUCUUGCGUUUGGCUUCUUGUUUGGUUGUUGAGGAAGCUAAAGUCUUUUUUUGCUCUUUUGGCAAAAUAA
Molecule: messenger RNA, 993 nt
Organism: Microthlaspi erraticum
Lineage: Eukaryota; Viridiplantae; Streptophyta; Magnoliopsida; Brassicales; Brassicaceae
Source: the annotation of a GenBank genome assembly